AUUGUCGUCCACAACGUACGGUGGUGGAUGGGAUCAGCACAACGUACAGGAGAGCCGUGUGUGUUUGACGUCGGUGUUUUUCCUCCAUUUCUCCCGUAAGUCGAGCUAGCGAGGUGUUCCCUGUUUGUGUUUUUGGUUAAGUUUUUAUAUAUAACGGCCUCGUCUAGCUCGUCAGUGCGUGGUGCGCGGCUGAGCGUGCGUCUAGGGUGUGGCCAGGCCAGCCACACGUACGUGCGCGUGCGGUUGUCAGUUAGUUGGUCAAGCGUGGCCCCGCGUUCGCAGGCGCGCGCGACGACGGACGACGGUGGGGGUGCGGCGGCUCCGGCUCCUCCAUGGCGCGCCUCCUCCUGCUGGUGCUGCUGCUCGUGCUCAUCGGCGGCAUCUGCGGCGCCGCGGCGAGCUCCUCGUCGGCGUUCCUUCCCGCGGCGGAGACGAUGCGCGUCAGCUACGCGGGGAAGUCGGAGUUCAGGACGGUGAACAGGAAGCCGCUGGGGUCGUGCCUGGACCCGAGCCCGUACCUGGCGAUCAGUGUCAGCACCGGCGGCGCGCCGCUCCCCGACGAGGCGUUCCUCAACGUCACCGUCUCCGGCAUCCUCAGGCCCGAUCGCUCCCACUGGCUCGCCAUGAUCACGCCCUCCAACUCCAGUGUAUUGGGGUGUCCUCUGAACGGUGUCAAUUACAUCGAGACCGGUGACCUUGCGAGCCUCCCUCUUCUGUGCCACUACCCUGUCAAGGCCCAGUACCUGACGAGCGACCCGGGGUACCUGCGGUGCAUGAGCUCCGCGUGCCCGAAGCGCCGCGCGUCCGGCAGCUGCAAGGUCCGGACCUGCGCCGCCACGCUGGCGUUCCACGUCGUCAACUUCCGCACCGACGUGGAGUUCGUCCUCUUCUCCGGCGGCUUCGCCACGCCGUGCGUCCUCAAGCGCUCCGGCGCGAUCCCGUUCGCCAACCCCGCCAAGCCGCUCCACGGCCACCUCUCCAGCGUCGACUCCAAGGCCACCUCGAUGAAGCUUACGUGGGUGAGUGGAGACGGGAAGCCGCAGCAGGUUCAGUACGGGAGUGGCAAGGCUGCUGCUUCUGUCGCCACGACAUUUACUCAUAAGGACAUGUGCAGCAUUGCCGUGCUGCCGAGCCCUGCAAAGGAUUUCGGGUGGCAUGAUCCAGGUUACAUCCAUUCGGCAGUCAUGACCGGUCUCCAGCCUUCUCAGUUCUACACUUACCGUUACGGAAGUGAUUCUGUUGGUUGGAGUGACACAAUCAAAUUCAGAACCCCACCAGCUGCAGGUUCAGGGGAGCUUUCCUUCGUGAUCUUUGGCGAUAUGGGGAAGGCUCCACUGGACCCAUCCGUGGAACACUAUAUUCAGCCUGGAUCGACCUCGGUGGCCAAAGCAGUGGCUGCAGAGAUGCAAACCGGAAAGGUCGACUCGAUCUUCCACAUAGGAGACAUCAGCUACGCCACGGGCUUCCUGGUCGAGUGGGACUUCUUCCUCCACCUCAUCACGCCGCUCGCUUCGCAGGUGUCCUACAUGACCGCUAUUGGCAACCACGAGAGAGACUAUGCAGGGUCUGGAUCUGUGUAUCCAACCCCGGACUCAGGCGGUGAAUGCGGAGUCGCCUAUGAGUCCUACUUCCCCAUGCCUGCUGCCGGCAAGGACAAGCCAUGGUAUUCCAUCGAGCAAGGGAGCGUUCACUUCAUUGUGAUGUCCACCGAGCACGAGUGGUCAGAGAAGUCGGAGCAAUACAAUUGGAUGGAAGAGGAUUUGUCAUCGGUUGAUAGAUCGAGAACACCAUGGGUGAUCUUCAUCGGGCAUAGACCGAUGUACUCAUCCAGCAGCGGUAUACUGCCCAGCGUCGACCCAAACUUCGUUGCGUCUGUUGAGCCACUCUUACUUAACUACAAGGUCGAUUUGGUUUUCUUCGGCCAUGUCCACAACUACGAGAGAACAUGUGCAAUAUACCAGGGGAACUGCAAAGGCAUGCCAAAGAAAGACGCAAAAGGAGUUGAUACCUACGACAACAGCAACUACACCGGACCGGUUCAUGCCAUUGUUGGAGCAGGGGGGUUCAGCUUGGAUGGCUUCCCUAAGAUUGGUCGGGCUAGCUGGAGCUUAUCAAGGAUUUCAGAGUUUGGAUAUGCCAGGGUACAUGCCACAAAAACUGAUAUAUUGGUUCAGUUUGUAAACUCAAACACGACGGCGGUCCGGGACCAAUUUAGGAUUGUGAAGGGAGCCAGAUGAUCCAAUCUUACCUGCAGCUUAAAGUGACUCGAGGGGAUUAUUGUAGUCAGUUUUUUUUCAUUUGUUAGUAACAGGUAUACUGUAAAUAUAAGCUAAAUUACGCAUAAACUAGCACGGAGGCCUGCGCAAUAUAUGGGCGGCUAGCCGUUAUAAAUUGACUCUA
This is a messenger RNA of Oryza brachyantha (malo sina), 2400 nucleotides long. RefSeq names its product nucleotide pyrophosphatase/phosphodiesterase-like. The transcript is spliced from 13 exons. Bases 333 to 2237 code for a protein of 634 amino acids. Gene Ontology annotation, molecular function: acid phosphatase activity; metal ion binding. Lineage: Eukaryota; Viridiplantae; Streptophyta; Magnoliopsida; Poales; Poaceae. The record is from RefSeq and is a predicted model, not a curated record.